CCAUUUCCGAGAUUCGAUGGCACGUCUUAAACGCAUUAUAACAGUCAUAUAAUUGCUUGUAAAGAAUCAAACGGCCAGCACUGUCGAUUGACUAAAACCACAGUCGCAUCAAUCACGAUACAGAAAAGAAAGCCACGGAAUUGUCCAGUGACAUAGUGUGGGAAAAAAUGGCUGGGAAACUGGUAUGUAUUGAAGACUACGAAAGAGAAGCUCUGAAGAGAUUGCCGUCGAUCGUGCGCGACUACUACAAAAGUGGCGCUGGAGAAGAAUUUACCCUCAGGUUGAACGUCGACGCAUUUCAGAAGUACCGAAUUAAGCCAAGAGUGUUGGUUAAUGUUGCAAAUCGCGAUAUCAGUACUGUGGUACUGGGACACAAGGUUUCUAUGCCUUUGGGGGUUUCACCGACAGCCAUGCAACGGAUGGCGCAUCCAGACGGAGAAUGCGCAAACGUCAGGGCCGCUGCUGCUGCGGGGACAAUAUUCAUUCUAUCGACUCUAUCGACGAGCAGCAUAGAAGAAGUUGCAGAGGCAGCCCCGAAGGCAGUAAAGUGGUUUCAGCUUUACGUUUAUAAAGAUCGAAAUGUCACUGUUAGUCUGGUGCGAAGAGCGGAGGCCGCAGGAUUCAAAGCCCUCGUUCUUACGGUCGACACACCAAUGUUUGGCGAAAGAAGAGCUGAUCGACGAAACAAAUUUUCCCUCCCUAAUCACCUAAGGCUAGCCAAUUUUGAAGGAAUAAAAUCAGAUAGAAUCAAUUCUGCUGACCAAGAAUCUGGACUCUCUGAGUACAGUUUGAGUCUGUUUGAUGCUUCAUUAUCUUGGGAAGAUGUUGACUGGUUAAGAAGCAUCACCCAUUUGCCAAUUGUGUUGAAAGGUGUGCUCACGGCCGAGGAUGCAAUUCUGGGAGUAGAACACGGAGCAAGCGCAAUAUUGGUUUCUAAUCACGGGGCGCGGCAAAUCGACGGAUCUCCAGCAUCGAUCGAGGCGUUGCCGGAAAUUGUAAAAGCUGUGGGAAGCAAAGCAGAGGUGUAUUUGGACGGCGGCGUUAGGCAAGGAAUCGACGUAUUCAAAGCACUAGCGCUCGGCGCUAAAAUGAUAUUCGUCGGUCGCCCCAUGCUGUGGGGUCUUGCGUGUAACGGAGAACAAGGGGCGAGUUCCGUACUAGAGAUACUUAGAUCAGAAAUCGAUAAGGCCUACGCGCUUUCAGGUUGCGCAACGACAAGGGAUAUAAAACCAUCCAUGGUUGUUCACGAAUCUGUAUACAGUCGACUUUAAAA
This is a messenger RNA of Diprion similis, 1273 nucleotides long. It is a transcript of the gene Hao, whose product is annotated as hydroxyacid oxidase 1. The record is from RefSeq and is a predicted model, not a curated record. NCBI's taxonomy places the organism in Eukaryota, Metazoa, Arthropoda, Insecta, Hymenoptera, Diprionidae. The transcript is spliced from 9 exons. Gene Ontology annotation, molecular function: oxidoreductase activity; FMN binding. Bases 168 to 1271 code for a protein of 367 amino acids.